Messenger RNA from Ictalurus punctatus (channel catfish), 2452 nucleotides. RefSeq names its product chromodomain Y like 2. Lineage: Eukaryota; Metazoa; Chordata; Actinopteri; Siluriformes; Ictaluridae. The transcript has 7 exons. The coding region runs from base 166 to 1638 and encodes 490 amino acids. Gene Ontology annotation, cellular component: nucleus. The record is from RefSeq and is a predicted model, not a curated record. Gene Ontology annotation, molecular function: transcription corepressor activity.
CUCGAUUAACACUGCCUGCCUUGGUGAUCAGCUUUACUGCGGCUGCCUGAAAGGCUCAGUAACACGGCAGCUUGUUUAAUACGCGGCUUUACCGGGACUCGGAAACACGGGGGGCGGAAAAAAUCAGCCCGAAGAGGCAGGUCGGUACCGUGUCGGCACUCAAGGAUGGCUUCAGGGGAGCUUUACGAGGUGGAACGGAUCGUGGACAAGCGGAAGAACAAAAAGGGCAAGUGGGAAUAUCUAAUCCGAUGGAAAGGCUACGGGAGCAAAGAGGACACGUGGGAACCCGAGCAUCACCUGCUGCACUGUGAGGAGUUCAUCGAUCAGUUCAACAACCUCCGCCUGCACGACCGGCGCUCCAAGCCGGCCAAAGCCAGCACACACGCCAAGGUCCGGGACGCCUCCAGAUAUCAAGGGGAAACACGGAAAAAGAAAAGGACUAGCGGAGGAGGAGCCCCGGGGCCGGGUGUCCCACAUAGACCGAGGAAAAUGAGCGGAGGGAAAGCGUCAGGGGACAGAUUGAGCAAACCUGUGACUUAUAAACGAGUGAACGCAGGGCUUCAGUUCGUUCCUCCGAUCAGGCGUCCUACAAACGGGCUUCAGAACGGAGAAACGGACGCAAUGCAUUACAGGACUGCAGCCAGGACACAGAGCAUCCCGAGCAGCCGGGUGGAGAGGAUGAUGGGAGAGAUGGAGAUGGGCGGAGCAAAAGCCCCACUCAGAGAUGAAUUAGGUUCGCCGCUACCUAAUGGAGACGCUCAUUUACACAGUUCAGCCAAGCGGAAGCUGGCAGAAGACAGAGGCUACGUUUUUGACAAGAGGCUGAGGUACAACGUCCGGCAGAGUGAGACGAAUUACAGAUUCAGGGACAUCGUAGUGAGGAAGGAAGAAGGUUUCACACACGUCCUGCUGUCCAGCCAAACAUCAGACAACAAUGCACUAACACCAGAGAUCAUGAAGGAGGUGUGUCGAGCUCUGGGCGCGGCGGCGGUGGACGACAGUAAGCUGCUGUUGCUCAGCGCGGUGGGCAGCAUCUUCUGCAGCGGCCUGGACGCCUCGUAUCUGAUCGGCCGCCUCUCCACCGACCGCAGGAAAGAGAGCAGCAGGAUCGCUGAGGCCGUGAGGGACUUUGUAAAAGCCUUCAUCCACUUUAAGAAGCCCAUCGUGGUGGCCAUCAACGGUCCUGCUCUGGGUUUGGGCGCCUCCAUCCUUCCUCUGUGUGACAUCGUGUGGGCCAGCGAGCGGGCCUGGUUCCAAACCCCGUGUGCUGCACUGCGCCUCACGCCGUCCGGCUGCUCCUCAUACACGUUCCCUCAGAUCCUGGGAGUGGCUCUGGCCAAUGAGAUGCUGUUCUGUGGGAGGAAGUUGACGGCGCAGGAGGCGUGUAGCCGUGGUUUGGUCUCGCAAGUGUUCUGGCCGAGCACCUUCAGUCAGGAAGUGCUGCUGCGGGUGAAGGAGAUGGCGACCUGCAGCGCCAUGGUCCUGGAGGAGUCUAAGUGCAUGGUGCGCAGCAUCCUGAAGUCCGUGCUGGAGGAGGUGAAUGAGAAGGAGUGCCAGAUGCUCAAACAGCUGUGGUGCUCCACCAAGGGCCUGGAGGCCCUUUUCGCCUACUUACAGAGUAAAGGUUACAACGCCUAAACAUCUCGCGUCAUCAGCGUGACCGCAGCACCACCGCACCCACCUAGAGCAGACGAUGUCAUGUACUUUGAAUGAAAUGAAUAUAAGCCAAGAAUCCAUGUUUAUCAUUAUAAUAAUUAUAAUUCUAAUCAUUUAUAAUCCAGACUGUAUCAGAGGGGUUCGGUUUUCCCGACAAUGCUUCCAGACCAGCAUUCAAAACACUGAUAAUUCUAUCACUUAAUGAGAUGCCUUUUAACGUUGUCGUUCUUUAUUUAUUUAAAAACCAAGCCAUUUUGCAUACAAGUGCAAACAAAUAAUUCAAUAAUCCUGUGUAGAUGUACAGUGUAGAUAUGUUUGGUUGUUUCAUAUAAUUUAUUGUCACUCAUGUCUAAUGGGGUGAGUUUCAUACCAAAGGUUCUUGGGAAAUUAUACUAAUUAUUAUUAUAAUUAUUAUCCUUUUUUUUUUUUUUUAAACGUUAAACACAUCCCUGUCGUCCACCAUCGUCAUUGUGGCACGCGCCAUGGCGACAGUGCGGUAGUGAUGGGUUUGUGAUGAAUUGUAGAUGGACUUCCAUCCUUCAGGUGUUUUUGUUUUGUUUUGGGUUUUUUUUUUUUAAAAAGUUUUUAUUGUAAAGUUAUAAAGACGAAUCCGUCGUCCUUUCGUUAGACGCCAGUUACCGUUUCUGUCGUCGGGCCCUGAAUGUGAUGAUCGACUCUCUUCCUGUUUGAUUAGAGGGGGAUGAAAUUAUUCUUUUAAGAACAGUAGGUGCUUCAAACAAAACAAAAACAAAACAACAAAAAAAAAAAAACAUUAAAAAAAAAAAAAAAAAACAUU